AUUCUCAUAUCAAUCACCGGGAACUCUUUGGUUCUAGCAGCCAUCUUGAAAACUCCUUCCAUUCGAACACCUUCUAUGAUAAUGAUUUCAAGUCUCGCUGUUUCCGAUUUGCUGGUGGGAAUCAUGGCUCAACCAUUGUUUCUUGUUAACGAGUUCAAGAACUUAACAGAAAGAAACCUGUUAUUACACUCGCUGACUUCUUUAGUAGGUUUUUUUGUCUGCGGAGUCUCUCUGGGCACAACCACAUUGAUUUGCGUUGAUAGGUUCAUGGCCGUGCAAUAUCACAUGCGAUAUUCCUCAAUCGUGACUAAACUUCGCGUACUGUACACGGUGGUUGCAACUUGGUUGUUCACUUUCUUAUGUCUGGGACUUUACUUUUGGAACAAGCCUAGGUAUCACUUGCUGGCAGGAAUUUACACCGCUAUGUGUCUAAUUAUUUGCACAUAUCUUUACAUCAAAAUAUACGGAAUUGUUCGCCACCAUCAACUGCAGAUUCGCGUCCAGGAACAAGCCGUACACAGCUCAAACGUUGGAAGCCAGCACCUUAUGUUGCGUCUGAAAAAAAGCGCCUUCAGCACUUUCUUGUUUUACGUUUGCAUGGUCAUUUGUUUUUUUCCAAAUGUUAUUUUAAUGGCCUUGUUUGGUACGGUAUAUGCAAAAUGGCGACCUGAAUGGGACUUAGCCACGACUGUGGUAUUCAUGAAUUCGUCGAUCAAUCCAAUUUUGUACUGUUGGAGACUGCGUGAGCUCAGAGCAGCGGUGAGGAAGAUUGGAAACAAGAUGUUACAUAAACAAACAGAUGAGGAAAUCGUGACAACCACAUACGCGGGCUGAAGGCAGACAUAGGAAAGGUUCAAAGAGAUUAUAGAUGUAUAUCAUUGAACCUAGAACAACUGAUAUUUAGUAUCAAGUUCGUAAACCUGUUUUACCGUAUUGCAAGGAGGCAAUAGAGAGUUUUAGCAUCGACAACUGCUACGACAGCGAGAUCGUCACUUUUAAAAUGACUUAGCGUUUUUCAAACUUUAUCGCGUUAAUUCCAAUUCAUUGAAAAUGUCUAAUGUAGGUAAAUUUCGCUGGCGUUGAUUUCUUGGGGACCGACUCAAGUUUAGAAAGAGAAAGAAAAUUUCCCUGUCGCUUGUUUACGUCCUCCAUAAAACGUGAAAUUAGGCAUUUUCACGUCGUAAUCGUGGAGUAACGGCAAAGAAAUGUACAAAAAAGCGUGAUGCACGUGCAAACUUGAUGUUUCGUUUAAUAAACCUGUUGCUUUUUUGACGUCCUCUUUGCCGUCGCCGUCGUCGUUGCUAAGACUCCCUAAUUCGGGACCCUUCUCGCCGUUAUUUUUGUCUACCACAACGCACUGCAAACUGCGCAAUGGAGGAAAAAACAGGAAAUACUAUAUUGCGUUUCAAUUUUUUGGCCUUGAUCUGGCUAUGGUAAUGUAUGAUAAUGAGCUUAAGACAAAAUAAAAUCAAAUUAAAAAAAAUCUUCAAAUAAAAUUUAAGCCAAGGAUGGUCUUGAACCACAACACUUAUUCAAUAAAUACAAUUCAAAAGCAUCCCGCACUUUCGUCUUUUAAACUUUUAUUAGCUAACCGAGUAAUCAAAAGACUAUGAUUUAAAAUGCAUAUGGACACCAAGAUUUUGUUUACGUUUUGGAUAAUAUUGUUUUCUUUGUCAACAUAAAGCACCGUAUUUUCUUACUUAUACUUCAGCCCCCAAACUUGGAUGUGAUUUAAUUUAAUAUUUAACAUUCUUCGUUUUUCAGGUACGUCUAUCUAAGAAGGUUUUAUCUAUUUGCGUUCACGCUGAAGCGUUUGUAAUAGAGCGAGGAUAUAAUUUACUGAUUGCUUUGACUUUGCAAUGCUCUCUUUGUAAAUGGCUGAAAAAUAUCUCGCCGUAUUCUCAACACGUCAACGCUAAAACAAAACUAGUCUUGACUUUGUGGAAUAAGUAUUUUCCAGGGCCCACAUUAGCGCUUAACCCAGGUUUCUCUUUUUCGUUCAAAAGUAUUUUCUCGGAUAGUUUUCUCUGUUAUUUUUAAGAGCAUCCAAUCAUCAAUUUGUCGACAAAAAGAAUGAAACUGAAUUUACUUUUUAAGCUUUCAUAUCAGAAUUCAAAUUUCACACUAACCCCAGUUUGAACAACCCGGUCCAGCCCUCUACGCUGGUUGCGUGUAUUUUCCUCGAGUCCUUGCUUGUCCAUUUCGUUUGCCUAGCUAAGGUUCGCACGCUACCGGACGAAUUUUCGACCGGUUGAAAACUCGUGUGUUAAGGUGUUAUGAACGUUCACAAUAAACCACCUUAACCUUACAAAAAUCUAGACACCGAGCCCUCAAGAAUUUGAACGCCAACAUCUCAAAGUUUUAGCCGGUACAGUCAAUGGUUUUCAGAAUAUGUAGGUUCAGGAUAAGAGAAAAAUUCGUGAAUUAGGAUCGGAGCACACAAAACGCGUCUGCACAGCUAAGUGGACAUGUCUGUACUUUGGUGUGAACAGGAAAACUGUCUUAAUUUUGGUUCGGCAAAGUCGUGGUUGCAUGGACGUGUGGUAACUCAGCUGCAAAACGCCAUUUUGGAUCUGCAAAUUUAGCGCUCUGCGCAUGAGCAGAUAGUAAAACUACUGGAAAAAACAAAAGUAAUAGGCCACUUCCGAGUUCCAAAAACUCUUACAUUCACAACGAGGCUAAGUGCAAAAACGUUCUUGUGAAAAUGAGUUUUAUCUCAUCGAAAAAUCUGUAUCAAAUUCUGAUUGGAGAGUCUGUGUAUUGAAAAUUAUCAGUCAAAUUAAGACUAAUGCCACGUCCGUAAAGGUGGCUGAACACUGUUUUGGCAGUUUGUGAGUAUAUGGCAUUUGCCAAAUCAUGGCAACAGAAAGGUUGCAGCUCACCAACUGAAACUUGAAAAAUAUACUGAUGAAAUAUUUUGAUUGAGAGGUAAAAUUUGACGUUUUCGUAGUUUCCAUGACAACAUGAACGACUGAAUACAACAUCAAAAUUUCACUUUCGCUCAGUUUACAUAAAAUUCGCUCAUUAGAUUUUCCUAUAAACUUGCAUACAGCUUACUAUAAUUAAUCAUUACCAUUUGAAACUUAUUUGACCAAAUAUUAACAGACGGGUUUUUAGAUAAUCAAUAAUAUAAUUGUUCUGUAUUUAUUUAAUGUGUCACAAAUUCGUCCUUUCAACUUCCAUUUUAAAGUUCUCAUUAGUUCAAAUAUGAUAAAAGAAAAAAUUCUGCCAAAUAUCACAAAAUAUUAAUGAGUAGAUUUUGAGAAAUCGUCUUCUGUGUACCAUUGCUUUUUUCGUCACCAUGUUUGUUUGUCUAAUCUAAAACACAUGCUACCGCUGACCUCCCGCAAAACUGUGUUCAGCCACCUUAAGCGCGCUGAGCGCCAUUAGUUUUGACAUAACUUAUUUCUCCACUUUCAAGUAUUCCUUGAUGUUUGCGUAAAAAAUCUGAAAAAUCCUUACCCGUCAUCUGUUACAAAGUCAAAUAUUUGAUGAGUAGCAGCCACUUUAACGCUAGCAAUCUCUUGCAUUCAUUUGCAAAUCAACGGUACAUUGAUAUUCCAUUUUGAUCUGAAUAACAAUUUAAAUCAGUUAACCUGUAGUAUUAAAAUCACCUCCGCCUACUUGUUUUCGUCAAAUAAUUUUCAGGUUUAGACAAGCCUCAAGCAAUGAUCUGAGAAAAAAAACACUUACUAGCAACAUUCACAUCACAAAAGAGCUUGUUUUACCUAUCUCGCAUAAUCAAAACAUCAUAAUGCAAGUCCUGAUCAAAGUCUAGACAUUAGUCAUCGAUCGGUGUAUUAAAAUUCGGAUUCUUUUUUUUGUGCAAUUUAUCUCUAUAGUGACCCCCAGGUUAAAGAACAAAGGGGCAUACAAGUUGAAAUCGAAAAUUUUAAAUUGGUAUUUGCGUGGAGCAGUGAAGAUAUUGCUGACAAAACACUGCGUUGAAUAACAAGACGUGAGAACUAGAACGUCGCUUCGACUGAUCCCUUUCUCGGAGAAAACGAAAGCGCAGGUCGGAGCAGCUGCUUUGAAAAAUCAACCUGAUUUACCGUGUGUUAUCAACUCCGAUGAGAUUUACUUCCGCCCUUCGCUGUUGACGAGCAAGAGGAUACAGUACGGAGGAAAUUAAAGUGGGGAUCUAAGUUUUCGACUGGAACGGAAGCUGGGUGAAAAGAUGGACGACAACGAUGGAGACAAAAACAUAUCUGCUACUCAAAAAAACAUAGCCGUCAUCAACUCUGUGAUCAAUACCCCUCUGAUUCUCAUCUCAAUCAUUGGGAACUCACUGGUGUUAGCAGCCAUCUUGAAAACUCCCUCCAUUCGAACGCCUUCACUGAUCAUGAUUUCCAGUCUGGCUGUUUCGGAUCUUCUGGUUGGCGUCAUGGCCCAACCGCUUUUCAUUGCGAACAAGUUCAAAAGCUUAACAGAAAAAGACUUGUUUUUGCAACAUGUAACAGUAAUGACAGGGUUCUUUCUCUGCGGAGUCUCUCUUGGUACGACUACAGUGAUCUGCGUGGACCGGUUCAUGGCCUUUCACUACCACAUGCGAUAUUCCACAAUCGUGACCAAAUCUCGCGUGCUGUGCACCGUGACAAUGAUUUGGUUGUUCACUUUCUUAUGCCUGGGGCUUUACUUUUGGAAUCAGCCUUUGUAUCAUUUGCUGGCAGGAAUUUACCCCGCUAUUUGUCUCAUUAUCUGCACAUAUCUUUACAUAAAAAUUUACGGAAUCGUUCGACAUCACGACAUGCAGAUUCGCGUUCAGAAGCAAGCAGUAGAAAUCUCAAGUUGUGCUAAUAACACGCACAUGCUUCGUUUGAUAAAAAGCGCUGUUAAUACGUUCGUGUUUUACAUCUGUCUCGUUAUAUGUUAUUUUCCGAACGUUGUUCUUAUGACUUUGUACGGGACAGUACACAGAGAGUGGAAAACCGAAUGGGAUUUGUCGACGACUGUGGUAUUUAUGAAUUCUUCGAUAAACCCGAUUUUGUAU
Molecule: messenger RNA, 4990 nt
Organism: Porites evermanni
Lineage: Eukaryota; Metazoa; Cnidaria; Anthozoa; Scleractinia; Poritidae
Source: the annotation of a GenBank genome assembly